CGAUUUUGAACCGGAUCUGGCGGCAGGGUUUCACGCCGCCGUUAGUGAGGCGCGCCGCUGGUGGACAGCAACUCUCCUGGGGUGCGGCGGCCGGAGAGUGAGCACCGCGGGCUGAACGGGGUUGCGUGUGCGCGGGGCCGGGAGCCUCGAAAGAUGGAUACUACAAUAGUGAAUUUGUGGACUCUGUUUGAGCAGCUUGUGCGCCGAGUGGAGAUUAUCAAUGAAGGAAAUGAAACCAUUGAAUUCAUCCAGGUCGUGAAGGACUUCGAGGACUUCAGAAAGAAAUAUCAAAGAACCAACCAGGAGCUGGAGAAAUUCAAAGACCUGCUGUUGAAGGCCGAGACCGGGCGGAGCGCUCUGGACGUCAAGCUGAAGCAUGCCCGCAACCAGGUGGAUGUGGAGAUCAAGCGGAGGCAGCGCGCAGAGGCUGAGUGCGCCAAGCUGGAACAACAGAUUCAGCUGAUUCGAGAUAUACUCAUGUGUGACACAUCUGGCAGUAUUCAGCUAAGCGAGGAACAAAAAUCAGCUCUGGCUUUUCUCAACCGAGGCCAAGCUGGCAACGCUGGGAACAAUAGACUGUCAACGAUUGAUGAAUCUGGUUCCAUUUUAUCAGAUAUCAGCUUUGACAAGACUGAUGAGUCACUGGACUGGGAUUCUUCUUUGGUGAAGAAUUUCAAAAUGAAGAAGCGAGAAAAGAGGCGCUCCAGCAGUAGACAGUUCAUCGACGGCCCUCCUGGGCCUGUGAAGAAAACGUGUUCCAUUGGCUCUACAGUAGACCAGGCAAAUGAAUCAAUAGUUGCAAAAACCACAGUGACUGUUCCCAGUGAUGGUGGACCCAUUGAAGCUGUGUCUACUAUUGAGACAUUGCCAUCCUGGACCAGGAGUCGAGGGAAAUCAGGACCUUUACAACCUGUGAACAGUGACUCUGCUCUGAACAGCAGGCCACUGGAGCCAAGAACUGAGACAGACAAUUUGGGCACUCCUCAGAAUAAUGGAGGCAUGCGUUUGCAUGACUUUGUCUCAAAGACGGUUAUUAAGCCUGAAUCUUGUGUUCCGUGUGGAAAGCGGAUCAAGUUUGGCAAGCUGUCUCUGAAGUGUCGAGACUGUCGUCUGGUCUCGCAUCCAGAAUGUCGGGACCGAUGUCCCCUUCCCUGCAUUUCCCCCUUGGUGGGAACUCCAGUUAAGAUUGGGGAGGGGAUGCUGGCAGAUUUUGUGUCGCAGACUUCCCCGAUGAUCCCUGCUAUUGUUGUCAGCUGUGUGAAUGAGAUUGAGCAGCGAGGCCUGACUGAGGCAGGCUUGUACAGGAUCUCAGGCUGUGACCGGACAGUAAAAGAGCUGAAAGAGAAAUUCCUGAAAGUGAAAACUGUCCCCCUCCUCAGCAAAGUGGACGAUAUCCAUGCCAUCUGCAGCCUCCUCAAAGACUUCCUUCGGAACCUCAAAGAACCCCUUCUGACCUUUUGGCUAAGCAAAGCCUUCAUGGAGGCAGCAGAGAUAACAGAUGAAGACAACAGCACAGCUGCCAUGUACCAGGCUGUCAGUGAGCUGCCCCAGGCCAACAGGGACACGCUAGCCUUCCUCAUGAUCCACCUACAGAGAGUGGCUCAGAGUCCAAACACUAAGAUGGAUAUUGCCAAUCUAGCUAAAGUCUUUGGCCCUACAAUAGUCGCCCAUACUGUGCCCAAUCCAGAUCCAGUGACAAUGUUCCAGGACAUCAAACGUCAGCUCAAGGUGGUGGAGCGCCUGCUCUCUCUGCCCCUGGAGUACUGGAAUCAGUUCAUGAUGGUGGACCAAGAGAACAUUGACAGCCAGCGUGGCAAUGGAAAUUCAACCCCACGCACACCAGACGUUAAAGUGAGUUUAUUGGGGCCUGUGACCACUCCUGAAUUCCAGCUUGUCAAGACUCCUUUAUCAAGUUCCCUGUCACAGAGAUUGUACAACCUCUCCAAGAGUACACCCAGAUUCGGGAACAAGAGCAAGUCUGCCACCAACUUAGGUCAACAGGGCAAAUUUUUCCCUGCUCCGUACCUCAAGUAAAGCAGUCCUGCCCAGCGCCCAGCCCAGUGUGUGCUGACUGCAGGAGACACACCCGUUUGCUCUUCUGCCUCCUGUGUAAUUACUACUUUUAGCAUUUUCAGGCUUUAAAUAAAGUUUAAUGCAUUUGA
This is a messenger RNA of Apodemus sylvaticus (European woodmouse), 2162 nucleotides long. RefSeq names its product Rac GTPase activating protein 1 (gene Racgap1). The record is from RefSeq and is a predicted model, not a curated record. Lineage: Eukaryota; Metazoa; Chordata; Mammalia; Rodentia; Muridae. The transcript is spliced from 17 exons. Gene Ontology annotation, biological process: signal transduction. The coding region runs from base 154 to 2034 and encodes 626 amino acids.